AUGCGGGUGUCUGAGGUCAAGGAGGCUGUGGGGAACCCUGACAGCGGAUACCUCAUCAAUGUAAAUUUCAGUUUAAUUUCAAACCACAAAACCGUCCGUAAAUUUGGGACCGCGCAAAUAUACCUGGAGCUGGAGGAGUACAGGUGGUUCACCCGGUGGCUCCAGCUCCGCAACUGGUCUGUACUGCUUAACAACUACUUUUUCACGUCGCUUGGCAGCACGGAGGCCAAGGACUUGGUGAGAUACGUUCGUCGGACGUGGUCCGAGAUGGGCCUCCCAGGUUCCCCCAGCCACCUUGACCUCAGGACGGCUGUCUCGACAUAUAACUUUCAACAAAACGACGACGAGAUGCGUAAGAACCUCUCCUCAUUCAUGUGCCACAGUGCCGAGACCCAGGAGAGGUUCUACGCUCUACACAAGACUGUUCAGAGAGCGAUACAAAUGAGGGACAUGUUUGUGUGGCUCUCACUGAGAGAGGAAGAGGCAGGUCCCUCAUCAGCUGCCUCCUCCUCCGCUGCCGCCUCCUCCUCAUUGGCUGCCUCCUCCUCCUCCUCCUCCUCAUCAGCUGCCUCCACCUCCGCUGCAGCCUCCUCCUCAUCCGCGGCCUCCUCCUCCGCUGCAGCCUCCAACUCCGCUUCUGAGGGCAGAGUGAAGUCGCCAAAGAUGGCCAGGAUGUCAUCGCAGGCCUGGGCAANCUCCUCCUCCGCUGCUGAGGGCAGAGUGAAGUCGCCAAAGAUGGCCAGGAUGUCAUCGCAGGCCUGGGCAAAAAAGGUGAAGGAGAAGGUGGGGCUCUCCCCAAAGAAGCUCUCCCCAAGAAAAGGGGUUAGGGCGAGGAGGGCCCUUGUUCUACUUAAAAAGAUGUAG
Epinephelus moara (kelp grouper) is the source of this 864-nucleotide messenger RNA. RefSeq lists its product as uncharacterized. Bases 1 to 864 code for a protein of 287 amino acids. The transcript is spliced from 4 exons. Lineage: Eukaryota; Metazoa; Chordata; Actinopteri; Perciformes; Serranidae. The record is from RefSeq and is a predicted model, not a curated record.